AUGGUGAAAUUCCUCGAGCCAAACAAAGUCGUCAUCGUCCUCCAAGGACGCUACGCAGGAAAGAAGGUCGUCAUCAUCAAGAACUUCGACGAUGGAACUCGUGAAUGUUCUUACGGCCAUGCUUUGGUUGCCGGGAUCAAGAAGUACCCAAACAAGGUUAUAACUCAUGAAUCGCGCGUGAAGGCCUUUGUCAAGCUGGUUAACUAUCAGCAUCUGAUGCCUACCCGUUACACUUUGGAUGUUGAUUUGAAGGAGGUGGUUACCAAUGAUGCGCUUUUGAGUAAUCUUCCGAUAAUCCUAAACCAGACAAGAAGAAGCUCGGAGGAAACACCAUCGACUCACCACUAUCGGCCAUCGAUUCACCACCGUCGGCCAUCGAUUCUCCCUCGUCAGCCAUCAAUUCCAACGAACACCGUUAUGAUUGACUAA
This is a messenger RNA of Vicia villosa (hairy vetch), 429 nucleotides long. RefSeq names its product large ribosomal subunit protein eL27-like. The coding region runs from base 1 to 429 and encodes 142 amino acids. The transcript is spliced from 2 exons. Gene Ontology annotation, cellular component: cytosolic large ribosomal subunit; ribosome. Lineage: Eukaryota; Viridiplantae; Streptophyta; Magnoliopsida; Fabales; Fabaceae. Gene Ontology annotation, biological process: translation. Gene Ontology annotation, molecular function: structural constituent of ribosome. The record is from RefSeq and is a predicted model, not a curated record.